This is a messenger RNA of Liolophura sinensis, 501 nucleotides long. RefSeq lists its product as uncharacterized. NCBI's taxonomy places the organism in Eukaryota, Metazoa, Mollusca, Polyplacophora, Chitonida, Chitonidae. The record is from RefSeq and is a predicted model, not a curated record. The transcript has a single exon. The coding region runs from base 1 to 501 and encodes 166 amino acids.
AUGGAAAAUUGCAUAUUCCCGACUGAAAGAGCCUUGGGAGUUCAGUGGAAUACAGAUACUGACAAACUCGGCAUCAGAGCUCAGAUUAAAAGCAAGCCAAUGACACGCUGGGGUUUGAUAAGCGUCAUAAGCUCCAUUUAUGACCCUCUCGGAUUUGUAUGUCCCUUCAUUCUUCAAGGCAAAAAGAUAUUUCAAAACGAAACCAGGUUGAAGAAAGGUUGGGACGAGCUUCUGACACCUGAAAAUGAGAAGAAAUGGUCCAGGUGGAUUGCAGAGAUACUAAAAUUGGAGAAGUUCAAGGUCGAACGCUGUAUCUUACCAGGUGACUUUGGGAAGAUAGUGACCCGAGAGUUGCAUCAUUUCUCCGAUGCGUCUGUGGAGGCGUACGGUGCUUUUUCUUACCUUAGAUCAGUGAAUGGAGAAGGUCGAGUUCAUUGUAGUGUUCUCGUUAAGAAAUCAAGGCUUACAAUAAAGCAGAUACAGUCCCUCGUCAGGAAUUGA